AUGCGGUGGACGGAUCUUUUCCUCCUCGUCGCAGCAACCACCACAGUCACGGCUACCUCCUUGUUCCCUCUCGGACGCCCAAUCAGUACCGGCUACGGCUACGUGCGCAGUCCCGACCGCUCCGUGUCCCUCACGUCGCCUCGACCACACGAUGUCCUGGACGUGGCCCAGCUGCCCAGGGAGUUUGACUGGCGCAGCGUUAAUAACACGCGCUACGUGACGAUCUCACGGAACCAGCACAUUCCGCACUACUGCGGCUCCUGCUGGGCCUUUGCGGCCACGUCAGCACUAGCUGAUCGCAUCCACAUUGCCAAGGCCCGUCAUUCAAGAAACCAGUCACCUGUAGAGGUGCAUCGAGAAGUGGUGCUCUCGCCACAGGUGCUACUGAACUGUGACAUGAAGGACAGCGGCUGCCAUGGCGGGGACCAAUUGGAAGCUUAUCGCUAUAUGAAGCAGCACGGCGUGCCGGAAGAAGGGUGCCAACGGUACGCAGCUACGGGACAUGAUACAGGCAAUACGUGCACGGACACGGACGUGUGCGAGAACUGCUUGCCUGUUAAAGGCUGUUUCCCACAGAAGACGUACGACAAGUACUAUGUGUCUGAGUACGGGACGACUCUUGGGGAAGAGCAGAUGAUGGCGGAGAUUUACGCUCGUGGUCCAAUUGCGUGUACUGUUGCAGUUACAGACGAGUUCCUUGCGUACACAGGUGGACUCUUUGAUGACAAGACGAAUGCGACGGAGGUGGAUCACGCAAUUUCUAUUGUUGGAUGGGGACACGAGAAUGGAGUGCCGUUCUGGGUCCUCCGCAAUAGUUGGGGCAGUUUCUGGGGUGAAGAUGGCUGGAUGCGUCUCAGAAGGGGGGUGAACAAUCUAGGCAUCGAAGGCGAGUGUGCGUUUGGAGUGCCGAAAGAUGACGGCUGGCCAACCACCAUAACUGCUGAAGAUGAUCGGAACGAGAAAGAGGACGAAGACGGUCUUCAGGUGGAGGAGUCGGAACUAGGCGGCUGUCGACAAAAGCUUCAUUUUCCAGGCGGUGAACGCGUGAUUUCGCAGUUGCCUCACGAAACGAUGGAGCUCAAGGAUCUUCCGAAGACAUGGGACUGGCGUAAUGUCAACGGCAAAAACUACGUGACGUGGGACAAGAAUCAACACAUUCCAAAGUAUUGCGGAAGCUGCUGGGCUCAGGGCACGACCAGCGCUUUGUCGGAUCGCAUCUCCAUUUUGAGAAAUGCAUCUUGGCCGGAAAUUGCAUUGUCGCCUCAGGUCCUCAUUAAUUGCCACGCUGGCGGCACUUGUAAUGGCGGCAAUCCUGGUAUGGUGUACGAGUAUGCACACCGCCAUGGUAUCCCUGAUCAAACGUGCCAAGCCUAUCGGGCGACGAAUCAGUUGUGCGACCAGUUCGCCAUUUGUGAAACCUGCUGGCCGUCAAAGGAGUCAUUCUCCCCUGGCGUAUGCGAACCGAUCAAGAAAUUCACGAAGUACUUCGUCUCUGAGUAUGGCUCUGUCAGUGGUGUCAAUCACAUGAAGGCGGAGAUCUACAAGCGCGGUCCUAUUGGUUGUGGAGUGCACGCCACGAAGAAGUUUGAGGCGUAUACUGGCGGCAUCUACUCCGAGCAUAUCAUGUUCCCUUUCAUCAACCACGAGAUAUCGGUAGCUGGCUGGGGUUAUGACGAGGAGACGGCCACAGAAUACUGGAUUGGGCGCAACUCGUGGGGGACGUAUUGGGGUGAGAACGGCUGGUUCCGCAUUCAAAUGCACCGCAACAAUCUUGGCAUCGAGAAGGAAUGCGACUGGGGCGUGCCGAUCCCGGACGGCUCGAAGCCUGCGGACUUUGUCGUGUCGAUUGACUACCAGGGCAAUGAAGAGGCUAUUGGUGUGACCGCGGCUAGCUUCCUGCACGGAAGUGACGGUGUCAUUUAG
Peronospora matthiolae is the source of this 1923-nucleotide messenger RNA. The record is from the annotation of a GenBank genome assembly. Lineage: Eukaryota; Oomycota; Peronosporomycetes; Peronosporales; Peronosporaceae.